This is a messenger RNA of Chinchilla lanigera (long-tailed chinchilla), 4183 nucleotides long. It is a transcript of the gene Cilp, whose product is annotated as cartilage intermediate layer protein, nucleotide pyrophosphohydrolase. Lineage: Eukaryota; Metazoa; Chordata; Mammalia; Rodentia; Chinchillidae. The record is from RefSeq and is a predicted model, not a curated record. The coding region runs from base 186 to 3740 and encodes 1184 amino acids. The transcript has 9 exons.
GGCUAUAUAAGGCCCGCGGCUGGCCUGCUGCAGGAGUGAGGACUCAGACCCCCAGCGAAGGAGAGCUGCUCAGGAUUGGUCACUGGAUCUGAGGAGCCUCCCAGGACACCACAUCCCGGAGGCGAACUGGCUCAGUGAAGCCCUCCUGCCCUCUCCUGCCACAUUCCCACAGGGCUAAGGGAAAGAUGGAGGGGGCUGAGGCCUGGCUGUUCUCCUUCUUGGUCUUGCAAGUCGCCUCUGUGUCAGGGAGGCAGACGGUGCUCACCCAGGCAGUGAGAAGAGUCCAGCCCGGGAAGAGGACCCCUGGCACCUUCGCCAAGCCUGCUGACGCCCAGGAGAGUCCUGGGGAGUGGACAGCGUGGUUCAACAUCGACCACCCAGGCGGGCAGGGUGACUUUGAGCGGCUGGACGCCAUUCGCUUCUACUAUGGGGAACGCGUGUGCGCCCACCCCCUGUGGCUCGAGGCUCGGACCACGGACUGGAUGCCCUCGGGCAGCACUGGCCAGGUGGUCCACAGCAGUCCCCGGGAGGGCUUCUGGUGCCUCAACCGGGAGCAGCGACCUGGCAAGAACUGCUCCAACUACACCGUGCGCUUCCUCUGCCCGCUUGGGUCCCUGCGCCGGGACAAAGAGCGCAUUUGGGGUCCCUGGUCUCCCUGGAGCAAGUGUUCGGCUGCCUGUGGCCAUACGGGGGUGCAGACCCGCACGCGCACCUGCCUGGCAGAGACGCUGUCCCUGUGCAGCGAGGCCUCCGAGGAGGGCCGGCUCUGUGUGAGCCAGGACUGUGCAGCGUGUGACCUGCCCUGCCCGAUGGGCCAGGCGAAUGCCGAGUGUGACGCCUGCAUGUGUGAGGACUUCAUGCUCCGUGGAGUUGUCUCCCUCCCUGGCGGUGACCCAGCCUCAGGGGCCACCGUCUCCCUGUUGACCAAGGUGCCAAAGGUGCUGACCCGGACGGACAGUAGUGGCAGGUUCCGAGUCCCUGGCUUGUGCCCUGAUGGCAAAAGCAACUUGAAGAUCACGAAGGCCAAGUUUGCCCCCAUUGUGCUCACAAUGCCCAGGACCAGCCUGAAGUCAGCCACCGUCAAUGCGGAGUUCGUGAGGGCAGAGACCCCGUACAUCGUGAUGAACCCCGAGACCAAAGCACGGCAGGCCGGCCAGAGCGUGUCCCUGUGCUGCAAGGCCACGGGGAAGCCCAGUCCGGACAAGUAUUUCUGGUAUCACAACGGCACGCGGCUGGAUCCCUCUCUCUACAAGCACGAGGGCAAGCUGGUGCUGAGGAACGUGCGGCUGGAGCAGGCUGGCGAGUACUUCUGCAAGGCGCAGAGCGACGCGGGAGCUGCCAGGUCGCGGGUGGCCCAGCUGAUGGUCAUAGCCCCCGAUGAGAGUCCUUGCAACCCAACCCCUGAGAGCUACCUUAUCCGGCUGCCCCACGACUGCUUCCAGAAUGCCACCAACUCCUUCUACUAUGACGUGGGCCACUGUCCUAUUAAGACCUGUGCAGGGAAGCAGGAUAAUGGGAUCAGGUGCCGGGAUGCCGUGGAGAACUGCUGUGGCAUCUCCAAGACGGAGGAGAGGGAGAUCCAGUGCAGCGGGUACACGCUGCCCACCAAGGUGGCCAAGGAGUGCAGCUGCCAGCGGUGUACGGAGACGCGGAGCAUCGUGCGGGGCCGCGUCAGUGCCGCAGACACCGGGGAGCCCAUGCGCUUCGGCCACGUGUACAUGGGGGGCCACCGUGUGAGCAUGACCGGCUACAAGGGCACUUUCACCCUCCACGUCCCCCAGGACACGGAGAGGCUGGUGCUCACCUUUGUGGACAGGCUACAGAAAUUUGUCAACACCACCAAGGUGCUGCCCUUCAACAGGAAGGGGAGCGCAGUAUUCCACGAGAUCAAGGUGCUUCGGCGGAAGGAGCCCAUCACUCUGGACGCCAUGGAGACCAACGUCAUCCCCCUGGGAGAGGUGGCCGGCGAAGACCCCGUGGCUGAACUGGAGAUCCCAUCGGGGAGUUUCUACAGGCAGAAUGGAGAGCCCUACGCAGGCAAGGUGAAGGCCAGUGUGACCUUCCUGGAUCCCCGAGAUAUUUCCACAGCCACGGCCACCCAGAGCGACCUGAGCUUCAUCAACGAGGAAGGAGACACCUUCCCCCUGCGGACGUAUGGCAUGUUCUCGGUGGACUUCGCCGGUGAGGCCACCUCAGAGCCCCUGAAUGCUGGCAAGGUCAAGGUCCACCUCGACUCGACCCAGGUCAAGAUGCCGGAACACGUGCCCGCCAUGAAACUCUGGUCGCUCAACCCAGACACGGGGCUGUGGGAGGAGGAAGGCGAGUUCAAAUUUGAAAGCCAAAGGAGGAACAAAAGGGAACAGAGAACCUUCCUGGUGGGCAACAUGGAGAUCCGAGAGAGGAGGCUCUUUAACCUGGAUGUCCCUGAAAGCAGGAGGUGCUUCAUCAAGGUGAGGGCCUACCGCAGUGAGAGGUUCCUGCCCAGUGAGCAGAUCCAGGGCGUCGUGGUCUCUGUGAUCAACUUGGAGCCCAGAACUGGCUUCUCGUCCAACCCUCGGGCCUGGGGCCGCUUUGACAGUGUCCUCACAGGGUCCAAUGGGGCCUGCGUGCCUGCCUUCUGCGACGACCAGGCCCCGGAUGCCUACUCCGCCUACCUCCUGGCCAGCCUGGGUGGGGAGGAGCUGGAAGCAGUGGAGUCUUCUCCUAAAUUCAACCCCAAUGCAAUCGGCGUCCCUCAGCCCUACCUCAGCAAGCUCAAGUAUCGUCGCACAGACCACGAGGAUCCUCGGGUUAAAAAGACAGCCUUCCAGAUCAGCAUGGCCAAGCCAAGGCCCAACUCCGCGGAGGAGAGCAACGGGCCCAUCUACGCCUUUGAGAACCUCCGGGCCUGUGAGGAGGCGCCGCCCAGUGCGGCCCACUUCCGGUUCUACCAAAUUGAGGGGGAUCGGUAUGACUACAACACGGUUCCUUUCCAUGAAGAUGACCCCAUGAGCUGGACCGAAGAUUACCUGGCCUGGUGGCCCAAGCCAAUGGAGUUCAGGGCCUGCUACAUCAAAGUGAAGAUCGUGGGGCCGCUGGAGGUGAACGUGCGAUCCCGCAACAUGGGGGGCACCCACCGGCGGACAGUGGGGAAGCUCUACGGAAUCCGGGACGUGAAGAGCACUCGAGACAGGAACCAGCCCAACGUCUCAGCCGCGUGUCUGGAGUUCAAGUGCAGCGGGAUGCUCUACGACCAGGACCGCGUGGACCGUACCCUGGUGAAGGUCAUCCCCCAGGGCAGCUGCCAGCGAGCCAGCGUGAACUCCAUGCUGCACGAGUAUCUGGUCAACCACCUCCCACUGGCGGUCAACAAUGACACUGGCGAGUACACCAUGCUGGCGCCGCUGGACCCGCUGGGCCACAACUAUGGCAUCUACACUGUCACAGACCAGGACCCUCGCGUGGCCAAGGAGAUUGCUCUUGGCCGGUGCUUUGAUGGCACUUCGGACGGCUCCUCCAGAAUUAUGAAGAGCAACGUGGGUGUGGCCCUCACCUUUAACUGUGCAGAGAGGCAGGUGGGCCGCCAGAGUGCUUUCCAGUAUCUCCAAAGCACCCCCGCCCGGGCCCCUGCUGCAGACACGCUGCGAGGAAGAGCACCCUCCAGGCGGCAGCAGCGGGCAAGCAGGGGUGGCGAGCGCCGGCCGGGAGGGGGCGCCUCGCUGAGACUUCCUGGGGUUGCUCAACAGCCUCUGAGCAGCUGAGUCUGUGGUUCUUCACACCCCGUCCCACCUCCCGUGACGGCGGGACUGAUGCACAUGCUGUCACUCGGUUAAUUUAAACACAUCUGUUCUGGUGCAGUUUGCUUGUUUGUUUCUUCUUGUCUUUGUCCCACGAUACCAGUUGGCACAGAGCCCCCCAAAUGACCAAAUAAAGCCCUUGCGUGUUUUUUCAGAAAAGAAACAGAAGAAAUUGGCCGCUGGCAAAACUCCGCAGCUGUGUUCUUCAUUUAGAAGCACGAAUGCAAGUGUAAUUCCCGUUCCUUCUGCAUGGUUUUGCUCACCUCUGUAAUAAUGAUGAUCUGACGCUGAGGAUGAAAUAACCGAUAUAAAGCAUAGUUUUUGCCCCUGCUCCAUGGGAUGUAAGCCAGGCCUCAUCACAGCUGAUACAUAGAAAUGGUGGUGAAAUAAAGAAAUAAAUGACAGUA